AUGAUUCGUCGUCUUUGCUUCCUUUUAAUAAUAUGUGUCAUAUUUGGGAAAUAUGUAGCACGCUGUGAAGGGGAUACACCAGUUGAGUCUGGUAAUGGAGAUUCUGGAGUAGCUACCCCUGGUGCAGGAGUUUCACAGGGUGGGGCUUCUGGAUCGAGUGAUAAAGACACAGAUAAACCUCAGAGUCCUGAAAGCUCUAGUUCUAGUUCUAGUUCCAGCUCCAGCAGUCCUUCAUCAGAAGAUGUAGCAAAAGAACAAGAUCCCCCUGCCGCAGUACCUCCCCCUCAGGCCGAAUCUCCAGUUGGUACCGAACACCAACAACCAACAGCUCCACCACAAGACCCAUCUGCAGAUGGUACCCAGAACCAACCUCCAACAUCUCCCCCUACGCCUUCUGCAAGCGAAACGAGGAGUCCUGAUGAGAAUCCAAUUUCACAAAUGACUGUAGCUGAACCUGAAGGGGACACAUCUGCAGAAACAAGUGACGACUCAGAACAAGGAAUUCAGAUAAGAUCUGCCUUACUGAAACAAUUGAAUGGAGUAAAAAUUACGGGUUCUUGUAAAGCACAUUUUCGUGUAUAUCUCUUUCCACAUUUGUGGAUUUAUGCAGUGACAGGAGAAAACAAAAUACAGUUGAGUCUCAACUUUGGAUCAAUACCAUCCAUUGAUCUAGAUAAUCUAACGAACGAUUGCAAAAAGGGUACUAAAGACACUUUUAAAUUGAUUAUACAUACACAUGAUAAUAAUCUGACUCUCAAGUGGAAAGUUAAUGGGGAAGGAGCCGGUGAAGGAAAUAAAGCGGAUGAGAAAACGUAUAAACUUCCAUCCUUAGAAAGACCAUUCACCUCUAUACAGGUUCAUUCAGUCAACAGCAAAUCAAAAAUACUUGAAAGUAAAUUUUACGACAUAAAGAACAGCAUGCCUGAUCAGUGUAGCAUAAUUGCCACCAACUGCUUUCUGAGUGGGAAUUUGGAUAUAGAGAAGUGUUACCAUUGUACAUUGUUGGAGAAGAAAGUGGACAAUGAUAACGAAUGCUUCAAAUAUGUUUCAAAGGAUGCACAAGAAUUAAUUUUAAAGGAUACAACAGUUAAGGGAGAAGACGAUGAACAAUCAGCAGAUUACAAAUUGAUAGAAUCGAUAGAUGCCAUACUGAAAAUGGUGUAUAAGUCAGAUAAAGAUGAUGAGAAAAAGGAAUUAAUAACGGUAGAAGAAAUAAGUGAAGAUUUAAAGAACGAAUUAUUAAAUUAUUGUGUAUUGAUGAAAGAGAUAGAUACUAGUGGAACUUUGGAUAACCAUGAAUUAGCUAAUGAGAUAGAAACAUUUAACAAUUUGACAAGGCUUCUACAAAUGCACUCUGAGGAAAACAUUGUAACGUUGCAUGAUAAGUUGAGAAACACAGCAAUAUGUAUAAAAAAUGUAAAUGAAUGGAUUGUGAAUAAGAGAGGUUUGAAUAUCCCCGAUGGUAGUACAACACAUAAUGAACAGAUUGAACCAAACCAAAUUGAAGAACUGUUUAAAGAAUUUGAGAAGGAAAAUAGUAUAAGUGAUGAAGCAUUUGAAAAGGAUGAAAAUGGUAUUAUCGAUUUAAAUAAAGUUAAAAACAAAAUGAAACUUAAAUCUCCUUAUUUUAACAAAAAUAAAUAUUGUAACAAUGAAUAUUGUGAUCGAUGGAAAGAUAAAACUAGCUGUAUUUCAAACAUUGAAGUGGAAGAACAAGGAGAUUGUGGUCUCUGUUGGAUUUUUGCAUCUAAAUUACAUUUAGAAACCAUUAGAUGUAUGAGAGGAUAUGGUCAUUUUAGAAGUUCUGCAUUAUUUGUUGCAAACUGUUCUAAAAGAAAACCAGAAGAAAGAUGUACUGUGGGUUCAAAUCCAACAGAAUUUCUUCAAAUUGUACAAGAUACAAAAUUUUUACCCUUAGAAUCGGAUCUCCCAUAUAACAUUAAUAAUGCAGGAAAUUCAUGCCCUAUGAAGAGAAAUAAAUGGACUAAUCUAUGGGGGAAUACAAGACUGUUAUAUCAUAAAAUGUACCAUAAUUAUUUAAACACAUUAGGAUAUAUUGCAUAUGAUAGUGAUACUUUUAAAGAUAAUAUGGAUUUAUUUAUUGAUAUAUUGAAGAAAGAAAUUCAGAAUAAAGGUUCCGUUAUUAUUUACAUUAAAACAGAAAAUGUCAUUGAUUAUGAUUUCAAUGGUAGAAUCAUUCAUAAUUUAUGUGGUGAUAAUGAUGCAGAUCAUGCUGCAAAUAUUAUUGGAUAUGGUAAUUAUAUCAGUUCUAAUGGUGAGAAAAAGUCCUACUGGUUAGUGAGGAAUAGCUGGGGUUACUACUGGGGAGAUGAAGGAAACUUCAAGGUUGACAUGUAUGGGCCAAAAAAAUGUGAACACAACUUUAUACACACAGCUGUUGUAUUCAAAAUAGAUUUGGGAAUUGUGGAAGUUCCUCAGAAAGACGAAGUUCCCAUGUACAAUUAUUUCUCUAAGUACGUACCAAACUUUCUCCACAGUCUCUUCUAUGCCAACUAUGACAAGGAUAGCGACGCCCCUUCCUUUUUCCAAGGUUGUAAGGGAGAGGAAGCGAUCGUUUCUGGGCAAACCAGUGAAGAGACAACGGAGGGAAGCCCUACCGAUUUAACACAAGUUGGAGAAGCAAUCAGCGAGUCAUCAACCCAAGGUCAGACACCAAAUGGAGAACCAGGAAGUGAUUCCUCAACCCAAGGUCAGACAUCAGAUGGAGCAGACAUCAGUGUGGAGACACCCCAAGCUAACCCAACUGAAGUAGUCCAAAAUGCAGUACCAGGAAAUGUAUCAGUCCCAGAGGAUAAUUCAGGGGAGAAAAAAAUAAAUGUUGUGCAUAUAUUAAAAUAUAUUAAAGAAACUAAAAUAAAGAGGACAUUUGUUAGAUAUGACAGUUUAAGCGAAAUAGAAAGUGCACAUACCUGCUCAAGGGUAUAUGCCAAACAUGAUGAGAAGUAUGACGAGUGUUUACAAUUCUGCAUGCAAAAUUGGACUACCUGUAAAAACCAUUACUCCCCUGGUUAUUGCUUGACAAAAAUGUAUGUAGGUAAUAACUGCUUUUUCUGUAAUGUGUAG
Molecule: messenger RNA, 3084 nt
Organism: Plasmodium gonderi
Lineage: Eukaryota; Apicomplexa; Aconoidasida; Haemosporida; Plasmodiidae
Product: serine-repeat antigen 8
Exons: 4
Coding region: 1-3084 (1027 amino acids)
Cellular component (GO): lysosome
Molecular function (GO): cysteine-type endopeptidase activity
Source: RefSeq, a predicted model, not a curated record